Messenger RNA from Dendronephthya gigantea, 4651 nucleotides. RefSeq names its product tetratricopeptide repeat protein 28-like. The record is from RefSeq and is a predicted model, not a curated record. NCBI's taxonomy places the organism in Eukaryota, Metazoa, Cnidaria, Anthozoa, Malacalcyonacea, Nephtheidae. Gene Ontology annotation, molecular function: protein binding.
AAGAAUGUCGGGAAUACCGUGGGAGAGCGAGGAAAGUCAAAACUACACUCGAGCAGAUUAUAUUGUUACAAAUGCUGUUAGACAAGAAUUGAGGAAUUUCUUUAUCAAGAAAUGGAACAGACGUUACCAGGCUUCUCUUGGAGCAUGGGAUGACACCAACGUGAGUGGAAGUCAAUUGUUUAAUCUGGAGAAAACACGAGCAAGGCCAAAUAAGACGACGCUCCAGUCCAAAUUUCAAAAUGGAGAUUCAAAUGAAUGGGAUUGCACUGCACUUUUUGAUGCAAUUCUUUAUUCCAACUCAAUUGGGGCUUGUCUUACUACAGCGGAAAAGACAGAAAUCGAUAAUCUAAGAAAACUACGAAAUAAAUUAGCUCAACAGGUAAUGACAGCAGAAGCUGAAAAUGCGUUGACAGCAUUAGGAUUGUCAACAAAUGAAGCUGUUCGAAUAAGGGACCUUUUUGCGUCCUUUGAGGUUCUUCCUCCAAAGCCAACCCAUGAGGUAGUUCCUCGUUCUGACCUGAUAUACGAAAUGAAACAUGAUCUUGAACGAUUGCGCAGCGAUAAUGAUGGUAAACUUACAUAUUUCUACAUCUCUGGGAAUCCAGGAAGUGGAAAAUCUCAACUCUCCAGACAAGUUUGUGAAAAUAUAUUCGAAGAAGUAAAUGCAAUGUUUGUGAUGACACUCAACGGAAAAGAUUUAGAGUCACUAUUUUCUUCCUAUGAAGAAUUUGGUCGGAAGUUAAAUUGUAUCGAGAGUGCUUUACAAAGUGUUUUAAGUUCGUCUAAAACAAUACAAGAAAAAAUCAAAGAUUUAAGAUCACAAAUAUGUUGCAGAAUUAAGAAUUGGAAGAAGUGGUGGAUCAUCGUAGACAAUGUAGAAAACGUAGAGCUUAUAUCUCAACUACUGCCUCAGAGAGGAGACAAAGGUUGGAAUAACGGCCAAAUUAUCUUAACAACGCAAAACACAAACGCUGUACCUGAAGACAGCUUGUCAACUAAGCAUAUUUCACUUAAUCUCGGUAUGAAUGAGCAAGAAUGUCGCCAGUUACUUGUCCUGUUAUCUAGUAUUGAAGAAAAUGAUCCAUUACUAGAUGAGGUGGCAGAGAGGUUAGAUCGUCAACCUCUGGCCAUGGCUGCGGCAGCUGUGUAUAUGAGACAAGUCAUCAAGAGCUGCCCAAAUUUCUCGUGGCGAGAAUAUUUGGAAAAGCUUGAGAAAGGUAAAAGAGGAUUAACGGAAGAACGUGUUCGGCAGAUGAACUCAGCAGCAUAUUCCUCCACCAUGUCGACAGCAGUGCUUUUAGCUGUUGAAAAAUGUGCAGAAAAUAACACAAUUCUUAAACAUGCAUUGAACCUUUUCUCUUUGAUAUCGUUUGAACCUUUCCCACUUGAUCUCGUUGUAAAAUAUAUUAAGCAGCAAGAAAAUGGGCUCGAUGCUGAGGAUAUAAUUUCUUCAAUAAAACUCUGCUCAUUGUUUGUACAUGUUGAUAAUGACGAUUAUAUCCGCCUACAUCGUGUUGUUCAUGAAGCCGUGAAAACAUUUUUUUAUUUGAAGAAAACUGAGAAUGAUGAUAAUUCAAGACAUUUAAUAUGCACCAUUAUAACAUUGAAUUUCUUCAAAGAGAGGGAAGAUAAAAUCAAAUUAAUUUCGCAUCUGAAAGCAUUUCACGAAAGGAUUAAUGAUACUACGCUUUUUCCUGAUGAAACGCUAUACGCAAUAAGCUUGAAUUUUGAAAACAUUUGUCGAAUGUAUACGUUUUUUGGGAAUACCCUUUUUCGCUUCUCUGAGUUCGAACUGUCAAUGCAAUUUCAUCAACUCACACUGAAAAUUUGUUUAGAACGAUUAGGGGCGAAUCAUACUGAUGUUGCUACUUCAUACAGCGCAUUGGGUGAUGUGUGUUAUAAGAAACGUGAUCUGGAACAUGCUAAUGAUUAUUAUCAACGGGCAUUGAAAAUUGAUUUAGACUUAUCAGGGGCGAACCAUACUGACGUUGCUACUUCAUACAGCAAAUUGGGUGAUGUGUGUUAUAAGAAAGAUGAUCUGGAACAAGCUAAUGAUUAUUAUCAACGGGCAUUGAAAAUUGAUUUAGUACUAUCAGGGGCGAACCAUACUCACGUUGCUACUUCAUACAGCAAAUUGGGUGAUGUUUGCUGUAAAAAAGGUGAUUUGGAACAUGCUAAUGAUUAUUAUCAAAAGGCGCUGGUAAUACGUUUAGAACGACUAGGGCUGAACCAUACUGACGUUGCCACUUCAUACAGCAAAUUGGGUGAUGUGUGUUACAAGAAAGGUGAUCUGGAACAUGCUAAUGAUUAUUAUCAACGGGCAUUGAAAAUCUAUUUAGAACGAUUAGGGGCGAACCAUACUGACGUUGCUACUUCAUACAGCAAAUUGGCUGAUGUGUGUUACAAGAAAGGUGAUCUGGAACAUGCUAAUGAUUAUCAUCAACGGGCAUUGAAAAUUUAUUUAGAACGAUUAGGGCCGAACCAUACUGACGUUGCUGCUUCAUACAACAAAUUGAGUGAUGUGUGUUACAAGAAAGGUGAUCUGGAACGUGCUAAUGAUUAUCAUCAACGGGCAUUGAAAAUUUAUUUAGAACGAUUAGGGCCGAAUCAUACUGACGUUGCUGCUUCAUACAGCAAAUUGGGUGAUGUGUGUUACAAGAAAGGUGAUCUGGAACAUGCUAAUGAUUAUCAUCAACGGGCAUUGAAAAUUUAUUUAGAACGAUUAGGGCCGAAUCAUACUGACGUUGCUGCUUCAUACAGCAAAUUGGGUGAUGUGUGUUACAAGAAAGGUGAUUUGGAACAUGCUAAUGAUUAUUAUCAACGGGCGCUGGUAAUACGUUUAGAACGAUUAGGGGCGAACCAUACUGACGUUGCUAUUUCAUACAGCAAAUUGGGUGAUGUUUGCUAUAAGAAAGGUGAUUUAGAACACGCUAAUGAUUAUUAUCAACUGACACUGAAAAUUUGUUUAGAACGAUUAGGGCCGAAUCAUACUGAUGUUGCUGCUUCAUACGGCAAAUUGGGUGAUGUGUGUUAUAAGAAAGGUGAUCAGGAACAUGCUAAUGAUUAUUAUCAACGGGCAUUGAAAAUCUAUUUAGAACGAUUAGGGGCGAACCAUACCGACGUUGCUACUUCAUACAACAAAUUGGGUGAUGUGUGUUACAAGAAAGGUGAUCUGGAACAUGAUAAUGAUUAUCAUCAACGGGCAUUGAAAAUUUAUUUAGAACGAUUAGGGCCGAAUCAUACUGACGUUGCUGCUUCAUACAGCAAAUUGGGUGAUGUGUGUUACAAGAAACGUGAUCUGGAACAUGCUAAUGAUUAUUAUCAAAGGGCGCUGGAAAUUAUUUUAGAACGAUUAGGACCGAACCAUUCUGACGUUGCUACUUCAUACAGCAAAUUGGGUGAUGUGUGCUACAAGAAACGUGAUCUGGAACAUGCUAAUGAUUAUUAUGAAAGGGCGCUGGAAAUUAAUUUAGAACGAUUAGGACCGAACCAUACUGACGUUGCUAUUUCAUCCUGCAAAUUGGGUGAUGUUUGCUAUAAGAAAGGUGAUUUAGAACACGCUAAUGAUUAUUAUCAACUGACACUGAAAAUUUUUUUAGAACGAUUAGGGCCAAAUCAUACUGACGUUGCUGCUUCAUACAGCAAAUUGGGUGAUGUGUGCUACAAGAAAGGUGAUCUGGAACAUGCUAAUGAUUAUUAUCAACGGGCAUUGAAAAUCUAUUUAGAACGAUUAGGGGCGAACCAUACUGACGUUGCUACUUCAUACAGCAAAUUGGGUAAUGUUUGCUAUAAGAAAGGUGAUCUGGAACAUGCUAAUGAUUAUUAUCAACGGGUGCUGGAAAUUAAAUUAGAACGAUUAGGACCGAACCAUACUGACGUUGCCACUUCAUACAGCAAAUUGGGUGAUGUUUGCCGCAAGAAAGGUUAUCUGGAGCAUGCUAAUGAUUAUUAUCAACGGUCGCAGGAAAUACGUUUAUAAUGACGAGGACCGAACCAUACUGACGUUGCUACUUCAUACAGCAAAUUGGGCGAUGUUUGCUAUAAGAAAUGUGAUCCUGAACAUGCUAAUGAUUAUUACCAAAAGGCGCUGGUAAUACGUUUAGAAUGAUUAAGGCCGAAUCAUACUGACGUUGCUACUUCAAACACCAGAUUGAGCGAUGUUUGCUGUGCGAAAGGUGAUCUGGAGCAUGCUAAUGAUUAUUAUUAACGAGCGCUGGAAAUUCAUUUAGAACGAUUAGGACCGAAUCAUACUGACGUUGCUACUUUAUAGAGCAGAUUGGGUGAUGUUUGUCGUCCGAAAGGUGAUCUGGAGCAUGUUAAUGAUUAUUAUCAACGAGCGCAGGAAAUCAAAUCAUACUGACGCUGCCAUUUCAUACCUCAACCUGGGUGAUAUGUGUCGUACGAAAGGUGAUCUGGAACUUACUAAUGAUUAUUAUCAACGGGCGCUGAAAAUUCAUUUAGAACGAUUAGGACCGAAUCAUAUUGAUGUUGCUACUUCAUACAACAACCUGGGUAAUGCUUGCUGUAAAAAAGGUGAUCUGGAACAUGCUAGUGAUUAUUAUCAACGGGCAUUGGAAAUUCGUUUAUAACGACUUUCGAUUAAGACGGAGCCACACAGGUGUUGUUAGAAAAUAUUAGUAAUGCCUUUAGC